AUGUUUAAUAAAUUGAAAGCAAAAUUCAACCAAGUGUUGCCACAGCCAUCUGUGGACAAAGUGCAAGAAGACCCAGCUCCUCCAAGUUCAUCAUCACCUCCAACUGAGGAACCUCCAGGCCAGACAACUUUUGCUGUUUCUUUAAAGGAAGAAAAUAAUACACAUGAUUCCCCAAAACAAGAGCCAGAAGAUGCUGCAGUCCCAAAUCCUGAGGAGCCAGAUCUGAUUCCGGAGCCCACAGAACAACCUUCUGAAGGAGAUCAGGAGCCCACUCAGGCUGAAAAAUCUCCAGAACCUGCUGAGUCAACCCAUCAGGAGGAGCAACAGUCAGCAGAUAGGAAAGAAGAGACAGAUGACUUGGAGAAAAUUCCACCAGGAACCCCCAUAAAUGCAUAUUCUCAAGUUCAGCUGCAAGAAGUUAUCAAAAAAAUACGGGAAAGGACAGCCACAUACAAAGAAAGGCUAAAAGAUCCAGUCCUCUCCUCACCUGAUGUCAGUCCAACAGCUUCACCCAAAAAGGAAGCCCCACCACCUCCACCAAAAGAAGAAGAAGAAAAAAAAGAAGUGAAAAAGGAAGAUGUUGCAGUACCAGAGGAGGAACACUAUUGUGAUAUGCUAUGCUGUAAAUUCAAGAGGCGGCCCCUCAAAUAUUACCUGAAGAAAAUAAAACUGCCACAAAGUAUGGAUCCAUUGACAGAUCGUUUCUAUGUGGCAUGGUUAUUCUUGGUUACCCUUGCCUAUAACUGGAACUGCUGGCUCAUCCCAAUGCGUUGCAUGUUCCCCGUUCAAACACCUAGCAACAUAAUAUACUGGAUCAUUAUGGACAUCCUCUGUGACCUCUGCUACAUCUGUGAUCUGUUGAUAUUUCAGCCACGAUUACAAUUCGUAAGAGGUGGAGACAUCAUAACAGACAGAAAAGAAAUGAAGAAAUACUACUGGAAUUCGGUAAAAUUUCGGUUUGAUGCGUUCUCAAUAUUACCAUUCGACAUUUUAUACAUCAUGUUUGGGUUUAAUCCAGUAUUUAGAGCAAACAGGUUUGUGAAGCAUCUCACAUUCUUUGAAUUUAAUGACCGGAUAGAGUCUCUUAUGGAAAAAGCAUACAUCUAUAGGGUCAUUAGAACAACUGGAUACCUAAUGUUUAUCUUACACAUUAAUGCAUGUUUGUAUUACUGGGCCUCAGCCUAUGAAGGAAUUGGCAGCACUAAGUGGGUGUAUGAUGGCCAAGGAAACAUGUACCUGAGAAGUUACUAUUUUUCAGUUCGGACUUUAAUUACUAUUGGUGGACUUCCGGAACCAGUAACCACAUUUGAAAUUGUUUUUCAACUUUUGGAUUAUUUCUCAGGGGUCUUUGUGUUCUCCAGCUUGAUUGGUCAGAUGCGAGAUGUCAUUGGAUCAGCAACUGCUGGGCAGAACUACUAUCGUUCCUGUAUGGAUAACACAGUGUCAUACAUGAUCAAUAACAGAAUUCCACGAUUGGUUCAGAAUCGUGUUAAAACUUGGUAUGAGUAUACAUGGCAGUCACAAGGAAUGCUGGAUGAAUCAGAAUUACUGGAGAAGAUGCCUGGGAAAAUGCAGCUGGCUAUUGCAAUGGAUGUAAACUUUACCAUUGUCAGUAACGUUGACUUGUUCAAAGGAUGUGAUACACAAAUGAUAUGUGACAUGUUGCUGAGACUAAAAUCCAUUGUGUAUUUACCUGGUGACUAUGUCUGCAAAAAGGGAGAAAUUGGUAGAGAAAUGUACAUUAUAAAACAAGGUGAAGUUCAAGUUCUUGGGGGACCUGAUGGAACCAAGGUUCUGGUCACCUUGAGAGCAGGAGCCGUAUUUGGAGAGAUCAGCCUGUUAGCAGCAGGUGGAGGAAAUCGAAGAACUGCAAACGUGGUGGCUCAUGGAUUUGCCAACCUUUUUAUCCUCGACAAGAAGGAUCUAAGUGAAAUAAUGGUGCACUACCCUGACUCUGAAAGGCUCUUGAAGAAGAAGGGAAAAGUGCUCUUGAGGCAGAAGGGCAAGCCUGUGGGAGGACCACCUGAACCUGCAAAAGGAUUUGCCCUGCUCGUAAAGAGACUGGAAACACCUAAGAUGUUCAAAGCAGUAUUUGGUAGGAAAGGACGAAGUGGCCUUGCUAUGCUUCUCGAGAUGAAGAGAGAGCAAGAUGCCCAGAAAGAAAAGGAAGAACAAGAAGAAAAAGAAAGAAAAGAAAUGGAAGAAAAAGAAAGACAAGAAAGGGAAGAGAAAGAAAGACAAGAAAGGGAAGAGGAAGAAAAAAAGGAAAAAGAGAAAGCUUUGCUCCAAACCAAGCCGAUAGAAGAAGAUGCAGCACAAGAAGCACAAGAAGCACUUGGGCCUAAAGCAGAGCCGGAUACAGAAGGACAGCCCCCGUCACCGCCGAAGCCAGUUUUGCUUAGAGGAAUCACUAAUGAGUCCCUGAUCAUUACCAUGACUCCUUCAACCACACCUGGAGAGGGAGACAUUCUGAGAGUUGAACUCAAGGAGAAGAAGCAAGAUUAA
Eublepharis macularius is the source of this 2505-nucleotide messenger RNA. It is a transcript of the gene CNGB3, whose product is annotated as cyclic nucleotide gated channel subunit beta 3. Lineage: Eukaryota; Metazoa; Chordata; Lepidosauria; Squamata; Eublepharidae. The transcript is spliced from 19 exons. Gene Ontology annotation, biological process: monoatomic cation transmembrane transport. The record is from RefSeq and is a predicted model, not a curated record. Bases 1 to 2505 code for a protein of 834 amino acids. Gene Ontology annotation, molecular function: intracellularly cGMP-activated cation channel activity; protein-containing complex binding; intracellularly cAMP-activated cation channel activity. Gene Ontology annotation, cellular component: plasma membrane; photoreceptor outer segment; intracellular cyclic nucleotide activated cation channel complex.